This is a messenger RNA of Cucurbita maxima (winter squash), 1331 nucleotides long. Its product is annotated as xyloglucan endotransglucosylase/hydrolase 2. Gene Ontology annotation, molecular function: hydrolase activity, hydrolyzing O-glycosyl compounds; xyloglucan:xyloglucosyl transferase activity. Gene Ontology annotation, cellular component: cell wall; apoplast. The transcript has 3 exons. Lineage: Eukaryota; Viridiplantae; Streptophyta; Magnoliopsida; Cucurbitales; Cucurbitaceae. Gene Ontology annotation, biological process: cell wall biogenesis; xyloglucan metabolic process. The record is from RefSeq and is a predicted model, not a curated record. The coding region runs from base 243 to 1106 and encodes 287 amino acids.
UAAGGGGUAAUGUAUUGUGUAGUAAAAGCCCUUAAAAGCAGAAGGUUUAGAACGUACUUUAGAGGGGAGCCUCUAAUCUGCCGCGCUGUCACCACCUUCCCUUCCCUUCCGCUCUUCCUUCUUCUUCCUCUUCACGCGUCCCCCACGCCUCUCAUUACUACUCAAUCCUCCUCUUAUAAAUUCCUUUCUCCCUUUCUCAGGCAAACCCAUCUUUCCUUCUUCCUCUCUCUCUCUAGACGGCCAUGGCCUUCGGCUCCGCAGCGAUGAGCGUGGCGUUUUGGUGGGUUCUUCUUAUGGGGGCUUUUCGUGCUUACGGGGGAAGCUUUUAUGAGGAUUUUGAGAUCACUUGGGGCGGAGAUAGAGCUAAGGUCUUCAAUCGCGGCUCCCUUCUCUCUCUCUCUCUUGAUAAGGUUUCUGGGUCUGGUUUUCAAUCCAAAAAACAGUACCUCUAUGGCCGGAUUGAUAUGCAGCUUAGGCUCGUCGCCGGUAACUCCGCCGGCACUGUCACCGCCUAUUAUUUGUCUUCCGAAGGGGCAAGCCAUGAUGAAAUUGACUUUGAAUUUCUGGGGAAUGUAAGCGGUGACCCUUACAUUCUCCAUACCAAUGUGUUCACUCAAGGAAAGGGAAACAGAGAACAACAAUUCUACCUCUGGUUUGAUCCAACCAAGAACUUCCAUACUUACUCCAUUCUUUGGAAUCCUCAACGGAUUAUAUUCUUAGUAGACAACUAUCCUAUAAGAGAGUUCAAGAAUGCGGAGGAGAUCGGCGUACCUUUUCCGAGGACUCAGCCGAUGAGAAUCUACUCCAGUCUUUGGAACGCGGACGACUGGGCAACCAGAGGCGGAUUGGUCAAAACCGACUGGUCUAAAGCUCCAUUCACAGCCUAUUACCGCAACUUUAACGCCACCGCUUGCACCGCCGCAGACUGCGCCAAAUCCUGGUCUUCCUUCUCCGGCUCCUCCUCCGCUGCCGAACUGGACGCCUUCGGCCGUCGCCGCCUCCGCUGGGUCCAAAAGUACUUCAUGAUCUACAAUUACUGUACCGAUCUCAAGCGCUUUCCUCAAGGCCUUCCGCCUGAGUGCAAUCGCCGAUCGAAAUUCCUCUGAGAGUGAGAAUGAGAUGCUCUAAUGGCGGCAGCGGAAACCACAGUUCUUGAUCGACAUCGAAACCUAUCUCGGAAGAUAGGCAGUCUUGAUUAGGGCUUUUUCUAUGUUAUUGUCUGCAGGUGAGGUCUAUGAAGCUUCAUGGUCCUUCACUCUUUCCUUCCAUGUAUAAAUGUUGCUCUAAUUUUUCUUUAUGUUUAUAUUAUAUCAAAUAAAUCAGUUAGAAUU